UAAAGCAGCUGGAUGCUGGGGGACCAGUUUGUUGUGGUGGCCAACAUGGACUAUGUUCCAGGGUGUCUUUCAAGAAGUGCCUCACUUGGCUUCAUGGGUGCUGACUCAUCCCUUCGAGGGAUAAUGUUGCCAGGAGCUGUGAAGUAUUCUAGUUGUGGACAUUUUGGGUGCUGGGCAGUCAACAAGAAUGAUGAUAUCUACUUAAUGAGUUUGAAUCAAGACUGCCAAAACAACGGGUGGAGUCACAUUGACGGCAAGCUUUCCAUGAUUGAGGUGGCAACUGAUGGUAGUGUCUUUGGGGUCAACUCUGCAGGCCAAGUUUAUACCAGAGACGGCAUCACAGCCAGUAAACCAGAGGGCACUGGAUGGAGCAAUAUCCCAAUGUACUUGCCAAUGAAGCACGUGACCUACGACCUGGGCCGUCUUUGGGUCAUCUCCAAGUCUGGAGUCACCAUGGUGUGCACACAUUAGCCUCUCCUCUGCAUCUGAAGGACGUUCGGGAUCUGACAAGCUCACUUGCUAACUCAUUGAUGAUCUCUGCCUGGAACAAUCUCAAUUCUCAACAUUAAUUCACAAGAAUCCUUCAUUUUAAAACCUAUUGCUCUAACUAUAUUGUCAGUACUUUAUCUCUAUCAAUAGUAAACACUGAUCUUAAUGAUAUUAUAAAGAAUUUAUCAAUGAUGUUUUCUUACACAAUUUGACAAGCAACAGCGUUAUAAAAGUGUAAUAUUGAUCAACACUUCAAUUGAGCUUUGCCAUGGCUGCUAUUUGAUCGAAGUGUAAACUUGGGCAUGGUCACGAUCCACAUGGGUUUUGCUGUGCUUCAGAGGUCAUCAAUAGGAUUGAAUGGAAUCCUUGUCAUUAUAUAAUCAUUUCCUGCAAAUAAAGCAUUAAUUUUGAAACUCA
Molecule: messenger RNA, 906 nt
Organism: Oncorhynchus keta (chum salmon)
Lineage: Eukaryota; Metazoa; Chordata; Actinopteri; Salmoniformes; Salmonidae
Product: fish-egg lectin-like
Exons: 3
Coding region: 13-471 (152 amino acids)
Source: RefSeq, a predicted model, not a curated record